This is a messenger RNA of Entrophospora sp. SA101, 405 nucleotides long. Lineage: Eukaryota; Fungi; Glomeromycota; Glomeromycetes; Entrophosporales; Entrophosporaceae. The record is from the annotation of a GenBank genome assembly.
AUGAUGAUGAUGGAUUCUACAAGAGAUUCUACCACAUAUAUUUCAUCAUUAUUAUCAUCAGAACCACCAGAAGAAUUAUGUAUACCAACAACAAUAUGUUUGGAAACAAAUGAUAGCGAAGAUGAAGAAACAUCAUCACAACAGGAAGAACCAAUAAUUCAUCACGACAAUCAUCGUAAAUCUGUGCAAUUUUCAAGGUUUUUGGUGGUUCACGAAACUUGGUGUAACGACGAGUAUGAUCGUACGUCAACAGAACCUGCAAGGCUUUCUUUCAAAGACUAUACAGAAUUAUUACAAAUAAAAAUUGAUUUAAGGAAAGAAGCAGAUAAAAUGACGAAGGCCUCUGCUGUUGUUUCUGAUCAUCAAUCUACCAACACAUCGAAUAAUCAUCAACACCAUGUAUAG